Molecule: messenger RNA, 1578 nt
Organism: Gadus macrocephalus (Pacific cod)
Lineage: Eukaryota; Metazoa; Chordata; Actinopteri; Gadiformes; Gadidae
Product: adhesion G-protein coupled receptor V1-like
Exons: 7
Coding region: 38-1180 (380 amino acids)
Biological process (GO): negative regulation of adenylate cyclase activity; cell surface receptor signaling pathway; G protein-coupled receptor signaling pathway
Cellular component (GO): membrane
Molecular function (GO): G protein-coupled receptor activity
Source: RefSeq, a predicted model, not a curated record
CCAGUACCUCGAUGUGUACAAACAGAUAUGCAUAUGUAUGCAAUGGUUUAUAAAACCUCAGCACGGGCAGCCGUUGAGGUGGCCCGGGCGGUUCCUAAUGUGUACGUGCGUGUGUUCCUCCCCUCAGAUCUGCUUCCUGGCGUCGGUGUUCCGUGGGAGGAUGUUCUCUGAGGAGAGCUGUGCUGCCCUGGCGCUCUUCACCCACUACUUCCACCUCAGCCAGUUCAGCUGGAUGCUCAUACAGGCGGUGAACUUCUGGCAGGUGCUGGUGAUGAACGACGAGCACACGGACCGCCGCUACCUGCUCUACGUCCUGCUGGGCUGGGGACUUCCUGCGGUGGUCAUGGUGCUACUGGUCAUCGUGCUGCUGGGCGGCUUCGGCUGGACCAUCCACGCCGUGUACGGCCUGGUGAACGGGGAAGUGUGCUUCAUGCCCAACGUCUACGCCGCCCUGUCAUCGGCGGCGCUGGUGCCCCUCGUCUGUCUGGUGGUGGUGCUGGUGGUGUUCAUCAACGCCUACCAGGUCACCAGCCAGUGGAAGGCCUACGACGACCUCUACCGCGGGCGCACCAACGGCACAGAAGUCCCCAUGGUGCUCUGCCUGUUCCUGCUGGUGUCCCUGGUGUGGCUGUGGGCCGGACUCCACCUGGGCUACAGGGACCUGUGGAUGCUCGUCCUCUACGUCAUCUUCAACAUCCUGCUGGGCUUGUAUGUGUUUGCCGUGUACUUCGUCGUGCACAACCAGCUGUGCUGGCCGGCUAAAGCGAGCUACACGGUGGAGAUGAGCGGCCAUGAUGCCCCGGACUCCGCCUACCAGGAGGGCGGGGCCGCCACCGUGGGCGGGGACAUCAACAAGUCCACCCAGAACCUCAUCAGUGCCAUGGAGGAGGUGUCGGACUGGGAGCGGGCCUCACUGCGUCUGAGCAGUCAGCCCGGCAGUGCGUUGCGGCCCGGCCCCGUGAUGGAGAGCUACGGCACGGAGGGGGGCUUCGUCAACAACCUGGUGGCCGGCGACGAAGACUCCCAGGAGUUUGACGACCUCAUCUUCGCCUUAAAAACCGGCACCGGCCUUAAUGUGAGCGACAGCGAGUCGAUCCACGAGGGUCACGACGAAGGGAGUGUCUCCAACUCCCAGAUCGUGGAGCUGAGAAGAAUCCCCAUCGCUGACACCCACCUCUAACCCCGCCCUCUCUCCCACAGACCUCACCAUGCCUUCCUUUAGCAGAGAGAAACAAAGAGAGACAGUACAAACUACUUUUUUUAUUUUACAUUUCCCGUUGCACUAAAACACGUUUUUCGAUAGUUUUCUUAGAGUUGUUUGAUAUAUGAAGCCUUUUUUUUUAUUGUAUAUCUGAUUUGUUUUUUGUACUUGUAAAUGAACAUAUCAAUGUUUUACUAAAUUAAGUCUGAGUCUUUCAUGAAGUGUUCCUUUCUCGAAUGAGAAAAGGUUGGUCUCUUGUUGUACAUAUCGUUUUUAGUAAAGAAAGAGACAGCCAGAUGUGCCCUCAAUACAACUACUGCUGCAGAGAGAUGGAGAUGGGUGUAAAAUUGUUAAUAAAUAAUUUACCAACUAUUUUA